Messenger RNA from Owenia fusiformis, 1883 nucleotides. The record is from the annotation of a GenBank genome assembly. Lineage: Eukaryota; Metazoa; Annelida; Polychaeta; Sabellida; Oweniidae.
AAUGAAUAAGAAUGCGUCAUUAAACAUUUAACAUUAUUUGUUAAAAGAGAUAUGGUUUGAAAACGUUUAAAAUGUAUCGUAAAUUGUGUUUUCCAAAAUUGCUUUACAACAAAAUGUGACGUCUAAGCCUUUUUGUAAUUCCUGAACACAUUUAAAUUUUUAUGAAUUUCAGACAAACAAUGGAAAUGUUAAAAUUGAUUGGCUAAAACUGAUUAUUAUUCAAGUUAAAAUGGAUAGUUUUCUAGAUAUACCAUGGAAACUGACCCGAAUGAGCCAUAUUGUGGAGAAACUGGUAACUACCUACUGCCAUCGGAUACAACGAUUCAGACUAUCUAUACUCAUACAAAAAGACUUUAGAAUUAACAAACAUGUCAAUUUUGGGACCAUUGCUCAUUUCUAUUAGCAGCAAUACGGAGCAUAUUCUAGUUUUUGUGGUUAUAUUUCUUUUAACACUUUGGAUUUCGCAACCAAGGAGACCCUGGAUUCUUCCAAAUGGGCCUUUUGCGUGGCCGAUCAUUGGGAAUCUUAUCAGGAUGAUGCCCAUUGAAGGAGAUAAUAGUGGAGCAAAGCGUCUAUUAGCAAUUUCAAAGAAAUAUGGAUCUAACAUUAUCAGCUUCAAAAUUGGUUCAAAACAAGCUAUCGUUCUUAACAAGUUUGUGGAUCUGAAAGAGGCAUAUUGUAAAGAUGAAUUUGCAUUCGGGAAUCCAGAAGGACCCUUUCGUAUUCUGUUUCCCGGUAUAGCUGGAAGUGAUGGAGCACAAUCGAAAGAGCAAAGACGAUUCGCCGUCUCGACAUUGCGGGAUUUCGGCCUCGGCAAGAACAGAUCACAGGAAAUUAUCCAAGAAGAAUUGCAGAGAGUGAUAGAAAAAAUGACUGAAAGCAGAGGACGACCAUUUAAUCCCCGUUCUUUGAUUUGCUGCAUGGUUUCAAAUAUCAUGUGUUCUUUAAUCUUUGGACGUCGUUUUGACUACGAUGACAAAACAUUCAAACGCGUUCUUUUCUGUGCAGAUGAAAUCGUGAAUGAGGCUCUUAGAUAUAUGACUUUGGGUUACCUGCUCCCACCAUGGAUCAGAGAUAAUCUUCCCGGUGACAUCUUCAGAAUUAAGUAUGGGAAGUCUCUACACGCCGAGUUGAGAGAUUUUCUUUUGAGAAUAUACAGAGAGCACGUUGCUAUGCACAACGAUGGUGAGAGCCGGGACUACAUGGAUGCGUUCAUAAAGGAAAUGAAAGAUCGCAAGCUAAUCGACAAUAAACAUUGGUUCACAGAAUCCUUCAACCCUCUUAGGUUUAUUGGAAAAUAUGGAAAAGUGAUAAAACAUGAUCACAUGAUACCAUUUUCAAUAGGUAAACGUAAAUGUCCUGGCGAAUCAUUGGCAAGAAUGGAGGUUUUCUUGAUCUUUGCUGGCAUCAUGCAGAAGUUCAGAAUUGAGAUACCACCAGGAGGAGAAGCUGCAUUGAAGAUUGAAUUUGGCAACGGGCUUGAUGCCCCUGUGGAAUCUGAUCUUUGUUUCAUUAGAGAUUAAAUGCUCACAUUUGAGUUGACUAUUAUAUUCGAAUUGACUGAUAUAUUUGAGUUAUCGAUAUAUUUGAAUUCCAAUAUAUAAGCGUUGUCUUAUAGUAGGUCGUUGCCAUAGGGUAUAUUCUUAGGGAAAUAUAGAUAUCUCAUCGAGUUAUGCGUAGCGUAUCGUGUUCUUAAUCUCUCUAGAUCUGACGAAAGAUACAAUCCAAUAACGCUGAUGCGAGUAGGUGGUUACUAGUUUCACCACCAGGUGGCUCAUUCGGGUCAGAAAGCACAGCAGGUAUAGUAUAAAGUCCCAUAAGAUUUAAAUUACAUCUGUUUUAAUGGUUAAAUUUUCAUAUAACCCUUAUAGACGAUUAGGGAU